AAUAUGUCGGCGUACGAGGCGAAGGUUUAGAUAAUGAAAUUUUAUGAAAACAUUUUGGCGACACUGUUUUGUGGAGCUGUAGAUAUGAUUGUUUUUGUUUACGAAAAUGCGAUGUGUCAGUAUUUUACGAAUUCUUUAAUAUAAUGGCAUCGGUAAAUGCGUCAAACGAUGAUUCGCUAAGUUGGGUUGAAUUUUGUGAAAAAUAUGCAAAAAUUGCAGCAUCGGACUUUGCGAAAGCAUUUUGUGCCUAUUUACGUGGUAAUAUAUCAGAGGAUGCUAGGACAACAGUGGCGCGCAGUGAUUUCGUUAGAAAGUUUGUAGAUAUUUUUGUUGAACAUUUUGAAGCGGAGUAUUCUAAAAAACACCCUUACAACCGAGAAAAUGAAAAAAUCACCAAUGGUAUACAAGAAAGUGUGAAUUUGAAUCGUAAUGUAUUAGGUAAUAGUAACGAUGAAUUUAGUGAUUACUCGGAACAUGAAGGUGAUUCUCCUUCGCCAAAAAUUCAACAGAAAACAUUUUUUAGGAGACUUUCUUUUAAGGGUCUUACCAAGGGUAAAGGUUUGUUCCAUAAACAGCAUUCGGAUGAAGUAGAGUUGUCUUCCCAUCGUACUAACAAACAUUCAAAAUAUAACAAACAUUCGAAAACGAAAUUAGCGAAAAUUGUUGUUGAAUGUAGGAAAGAAGGGAUUGUAAAUUAUUUAAUAGGUGAAAACAUGGAUGGAACCCAGAAGUGGGAGAAAUGUCGUCUUGCUCUAGUUAAGACUGUUGGUGGUUACAUGCUUGAAUUUUACUCCCCGCUUAAGAUAAUGGCACCUCGCAAAAAGUUAACACACGAAGAAAAAUUAGAGAAGAAGCAUCAAGCAGAGAGAUUACGCUAUCAAAAAAUUAAAAAUAAUCUGGAAAAGUAUAAAUUACAACAACAUAAAGAAAAGGAAAAAAAUUUAAAAAAGGAGAAAGCAAUCAUCAAAACUGUCGACCAAAUGACUCCCAGACUCAAAAUAUGGAAGAAGAAAGCAAGAGAGCAUAGGAAACGACUUGCUAUUGAAAAUAUUACGAAUGUCCCGGUAUCUCCAUCAACUACGGAAGAUGAUGUUCAAAUACAGCAAAAGAGUUCUUACAGAAGAAUUAUAGCUGCUAAAAUUAAAUCAGACCAAGCUAGAAGACAAAGAUAUUUAAAUAAAAAAAAAUGAGAAACUACAAAAUCUAAAGACUAAAUUGUCAUAUUACAAGAAAAGAUUACAAAUAUUAAAAAAGACUAAAGAAAUUUCUCCCAACAGCAAAGUUGAACAAGUGAUGAAUUCUCCAAGGGCCAGAAACACAAUUAAGAAAAAAAUUACUGUUUGCAGAAGUGCUUAACUGACAAUUAAAUGAAAAUUAUUCUGUUCUAUCAAGUGAAAUGGAAACAAGAAUUUUUAAAAGAGUUAUAAGUGGGGAUUUAGCAAAUAAAAAAUGAAAACUUUGAAAAUAAUUAGACAAGUAUAAAUGACGGAAAAGAAACGUAAAUUAAAAGAAAACUAUGAAAUAAUGAAGAAGAAAGUUGAAGAUUAUUUUAAUACAAGAUUAUGCUCUGGCAAGAAAGAUUAUGUAACGAAGAAAGGAGACCACAAACAAAAGAGAAUUCUUUUGGAUACUUUAAGCAAGUCUUUCAUGGAGAAGUGCAGUAUCACAAUUUCAUAUUCUUUAUUCUGUCGCCUCAAGCCAUUUUGGACCGAAUUGCGACAAAUGUAACACAUGUGUCUGUAUUACUCAUGCUAAUUUGGAUUUGAUUCUUACGGUUCUAUUCCAAGCCAAAAUUAUAUCUGUAUCAAAUGAUCAAAAUCUACUUACUAUAAUUUGUUGUAGCAGGUAUAACGAUCAAUGUCUUAUGCGAGAAUGCGCAACUUGCAAAAAUAAAGGAUUUGAAUACCAAUAAUUUGAUAAUAGUAUUCAAAUUGUCUAUCGAAAGUGGGAAUCUGUCUCUGAAAACAUAACGGAUCCCAAAACGCAUAAGACAAGAAAGGUAACAAAGUAUAUGAAAAAGUCUAUCCAGAUUUAUUCUCGUGAUUUAAUCAUUCAGUUAGAAAAUAAUUUGAAUACUUUCCUUCACCAUGAACGAAACAUCGUGCACUAGCAUUCUGCCUUCAUGAUUAAAAAAACGAAUUUGACAGAUAAAGAAGCUGUGAUUCACAUGGACUUCAGUGAGAACUACUCAGGCAAUCCGUUUUAGAGGUUCGCAUCAACAGAUAAGUCUGCACACGGUUGUAACUUACACGAAAGAGGAGGCAUCAGAAGAAAUAAAUCUAUAUCACAAAAUUUGUUACAUUUGCCUCCAGCUAUAUGGGCACAUUUACAGCCAACUUUUGAUGGCUUACCACCUGAAGUAGAAACCUUGCAUUUUUGGAGCGAUGGACUGGUAACACAAUAUCGCAACAAAUUCAUGUUUUACUGUCUUGUCACUCAUUUAACAGAAUUUUACCGUAACCUAGUAAGCUUUACUUGGAAUUACCAUGAAACCGGACAUGGUAAGGGGGCUCCUGAUGGUAUCGGUGCUGUCUGUAAGAGAUUAACAGACCGAUUGGUAGCUAGUGGCAGUGAUAGCAUCUCUGUGCGAUUUGGCAAAUGGUAUCAAGAAAAACUCUUCUAGCAUAAAUGUUCUACUUAUUGAUGACAAAAGUAUUGAAGAGAAAGAAGCUUUGAUUGCUGGUGCAAAACAAAAACUAAAAACUUUUCUUGGUAAUUUACGUGUCCAUCAGGUGUCAUGGGACAUUGAGAAUCCAAACAAGUUGAAAAUGAAGUCUUUAAGCUGCUUUUGCAAUGACUAUAAAAAUGUAAAGACUUCAACAUUGGUGUUAUGACAUCUCAAAAAAAAAAUCGUCUCCGAGUUGAGGAUUUUUACGGGUCGAAUUCAGAGUCUAAAAAUGAAGAAGAAAAUUCACCUGACAAUGAAGAAAUUAUUACACCAACAAAUGACAGACAUCAGACAGAGGAUGAACAACAGCCAUCAACAUCCAAGGAAACAUUGAAGAACGGCGACUUCAUUUUAGUCAAACUACUGUCAAAAAAUAAAAAGAGUACCGUUACAUGGCUAUAUGUACAGGUUUGAAAGAAGAUGAGAUGCGAGUAAUUUUCUGUAAAGUAGGGGACAAAACUGGAACAUUAUUCAAACUUUAUGAAAAAGAUAACUUCAUUUGUCUCAAAUGACCAGAUUAUCCAAAUACUCCCAACACCAAAUCUUAUUUUGAAAGGGCAAAGGGUGUUCUACUCCUUUGAAAAUUCAUUGGCUGUGUUUGGGAAAGCUAAAGCAUAUUUUAAUAAAUGCCUUUUAAUUAGUUAUGCUAUUUUUUAUUAUUUUAUAUCUUGAAUAAAAUUUGCAGAUUUAAUUAAUGGCAGGUUAAGUAUAAGUAUAGAUAAUAUGAUAAUUAUUCUUAUUAUCACAUGUCUGAUUAUUACUUAAAAGGAGCUAGUCUAUUUAUUUCGUAUUGAUAAAAGAAUCCAUUAUAUUUUGUUGAAGGUUUUAGAUUUAAAAGAAAAGGCUGUAUUAUAAAAAUGAUACUCAGAUUUUAAGUUAAGUACAAUGUUUAUAAAAUGUUGUUUAUUCCACAGAAGAGGCUAGUCUUCUUAAUCAUAAUUGAUGAUUAAGAAUAUUUUAUUGUUUGUUGAAAGUACGAUGUCACUUAUUACUUAAAGUACAUUUAUUUGUUGUCAAAGACACUAAAGAAGCUCUAGUUUCACAUUAAAACAAAGAAUAUAAUAUAAAAAAUAAUAGUCUUAUUGUAAGUUGAGUACAAUGUUUAAUAAAAUUAAAUUUUAAUAAUUUUUUUAUGAUGUUAAAUCUUUCCUCUGAUCAGAAAAGUAUCUACCCUGGUCUUAAUGUCGUUACCCUGCCUUAUGUAUUUACCCUGGCAUUAUAAAAAAUAACUAAAAAUGUAUAGAUUGACUUGCCCUUCUGUAAAUAUAUACUUAAAAGGGAUUAAAGUCGUAAUAUACGUUAAAAUAAAAUCCAUAAUAUAUCCUUGGCCGGACCCCUUAUGUAUUUUGUACAGCCUACUGUAGACUGACCCAUUUAUUGAUUUUUAAUGGAUUGAAUAAUAUUUUUCUCUUGUGUAGACCUUUUAAACUAGUGACAUUUCAUUAAAAUAAUUUGGUUAUAAGAUUAAUUAGGCUUGGUCAUUCCAUGUCAAGUCACCCAGGUCAUGACACCCACCUCCUCAGAUUUUGAUGAAACUUGGCACAAUUGAUUCUAUUAAUAUUCUGAAAACACCUGAAAAUUUUUUCUAACAUUUAUAGUUCUAUUUUUUAUUUAUAAAAAUUUUAAUUUGGUGAUACCUGAAGCCUCAGAAAUUACACCUUUAACGUACACUCACAACUUCGAAAAUAUUUGUUUUAAAAAGUAUUCAUGAUAUCAUCAUGAAAUUUGGAGGUAGUUUGUGUGUUAAACAUAAAAGCAGAGGAAAAUGCUCAUAUAAACCUAUAUCAUUCCCUCAAAAAUUUAAAAUUUUUAAUAUAUUUUCUUUUCGAAUUUAUGAACUUGUGUUAGGUUUUACAAAAUCCAAUGAUAGAAUUAUAAAAUUUGAUUCAUAAAUACUCUUAAAUAUACAUCCUAUUAGAUAAUUAAAAAAUAUAGUUUGUAACAAGUCACAAUCAUGCCCAGCUAAGAUGGCGACUGUUCCUUGCAAACAUAACGUCUGAAGAAAUCUCUCAACUACUGUUGCAGGUAAUUGGGUACUUGUUAAUUGACUUGAAACUGUUAAUGAAAACUAUAAAAUAAAAAUAUCUGAAAUGAAUUUCUACUUUUAUUCUUCUCUUGACAAUAGACUUUUUUCAUGUUCUUUACAUGAUAGGUUCGACAGACAACUCUCACUUUUGCCAAUUGUUACUCACUAUUGUGUGCCUUUACAAAAUAAUAUCCCUAGCCACUCCGUCUUCUAGGUGCAAAGAUAUGGGAAAUAAAUCCCGGCGGACCAGCAGACAAUUCAGUCCUAUGCCACAUGUCUGGGGCCUACACAUUCUAAAUAAAAUAUCUGAAAAAUUGAUGAAAAACUAAGGUUGACAUUUAACUGCGGCACGGCCCCGGCACCCAUACAUUUAUGAAAUUGCCAGCCCUUAAGCACUUGUAAUAUACAAUUUGUUACCGAUGAAACUCAGCACAGUACAAAACCCAUUGGAAAAUUAUUUUACUGGGGACUUCCCCGAGAAGCUGCCUUGCUAUUGGCUAUACAUAUUAUUCUUACAUCUAUUAUUCAGUGGUUCCUCUCUGAGGACUUCCCCUAGUUCUCUCACACAUCUCUGUUCUCUGUCUCUUUCUUAUUGCACAAACCCUGUUCUUUCUUUAUUUUUACCUACGUCACAACCACACCAUGAAUCAUAUACAAAAAAUUAUCAUAAAAAGAACAUUUAAAUGCAUUAAAAUACUGAAAAUCACAUUUACAUAAAUAAUAAUUAAGCCAACAAAAUGAAAACAAGUACAAAUCUAGUUAAAAGACUUUUCUAAAUAAAAUAACUAAAUAUCGAAAUUACUUAGAAUAAUUAUUAAAAGUGAUAACCUCCAAGUAAAACUAGGUUACUAUGACCUUGAAACCAUGUUAUAAGCUGAAUUACUGCAUUACUGAGAAGUAUCAUAGCAUAAACUUAUUAUGCUCAACUGGGGUUGGGUGGGUAUAGGGUGGUGUCUUGCAAUGUACAAGUUGGCUUAUUAACUGAUUGAGGUGUGUCUACUAUAUUGUAGAUGUAGGCAAUAUCCACAAAUCUUCUCUUUGAGGCUAAUAAAAAGAUACAGCUGGUCCUGAAGAGUAGAUAAAAAGAAAAUCUGCAUCUUCUUCAUUGAAGAUAGUUUUUACUAUACCAAAA
Bacillus rossius redtenbacheri is the source of this 5826-nucleotide messenger RNA. RefSeq names its product SH2B adapter protein 2-like. Lineage: Eukaryota; Metazoa; Arthropoda; Insecta; Phasmatodea; Bacillidae. Gene Ontology annotation, biological process: intracellular signal transduction. The transcript has 2 exons. Gene Ontology annotation, cellular component: plasma membrane. Gene Ontology annotation, molecular function: transmembrane receptor protein tyrosine kinase adaptor activity. The record is from RefSeq and is a predicted model, not a curated record. Bases 144 to 1190 code for a protein of 348 amino acids.